AUGAUUGAUAUUCUACACUUUGUCGCAAGCAAGUUACAACAAGGCGUCAGCAGCGCCUUCCAUUUGCUCACCAUAGGAUACUUUCAGUCACUAGAGAAGCAUUCCGUCACCACAGCCCAUUCAAUACCUCCCGAGAUGAAGAACAUUGUUAUUCUGGGUGGUUCAUACGCGGGAGUUAGCACCGCACAUCGCAUUCUUAAACAAGCAGCAAAGUCUCCCAAUGGAAUCAUGCCGUACAAAAUAACACUGAUAUCUCCGAAUACCGAUCUCUACUGGAAUAUGGCCUCGCCUCGAGCAAUCUUGCCUGGCCAGCUUACAGACGAUCAAAUCUUCCAACCUAUUUCAGCAGGCUUCAAGAAAUACCCUGCGUCUCAAUUCGAGUUCAUUCUUGGCUCCGCCACGAGCAUGGAUGUGACCAGGAAAACAGUCACCAUUUCCACCACAGGUGGCUUAUCUGAUGCUGAUGCUGAUGCCCUCAAGUCUAGAGUGUUGGAUUAUGACCAUCUUAUCUUGGCGACCGGCUCACGCGCAAGGAAUGACACACCACUAAAAGGCUUAGAGUCCACAGAGAAGACCAAGGCUGCGCUCCGUCACUUCCAGGGCCGGAUCGAGAAGGCAAAGGUCAUCGUUGUGGCUGGCGGAGGUGUCACAGGCGUCGAGGUUGCAGGUGAACUGGGGUUCCAGUAUGGUCGGACGAAAGAGAUUGUUUUGUUCGGUCUUCCUCUCAAAAACGCUGACAGCCCCCACUUCGACCACCACACAGAUCGCGAGCGGUACGAGGAUUUAGAAGAAAGUCCAGCAAGCGUGUCCCAUCUCGCCACUAAGGCUCUACAAGACCUCAACGUGAAGGUUAGAUUUCAAACACGAGUGACGUCCACUUCCUCGACGUCAAACGAUGGCAUUGACAAACCUGGACUUCCUCUCACCCUGACACUUUCCGACAACACCACUAUCCAGACAGACAUGUAUAUCCCAAGCUUCGGUUUGACACCCAACUCAAGCUACAUCCCAACCCAAUACCUAACUCCUGAUGGCUACGUCUUAAUUGACGAGUUCAUGAACGUCAAAGCCGACGGCGAGGCUGCGCUCCCGAAUGUCUGGGCACUCGGCGACGUGGCCGAUCUCGAAUACGCGCAGUUCGUCUCUUGCGAUAAACAGUCAGUCCAUCUGGCGAAGAAUAUGUUGCGCACAUUGAAGGAUGGUGGUGGCGGGAAGAAGGCGGAGCUUGUGCGGUAUAAAGCGUCGACCAAACGCUUCAUGGGUCUCCAAAUCGGUCGAAAAGCAGGCACGGGACAUUUCGGGACGAUCAGAAUACCGAGCUUCGUCAUCGUUUGGGCGCGCAAGAAUCUAUUUAUCGAGAAUCUGCGGCCUACUGUAGAUGGGUCGUUGUUCUAG
Molecule: messenger RNA, 1395 nt
Organism: Exophiala bonariae
Lineage: Eukaryota; Fungi; Ascomycota; Eurotiomycetes; Chaetothyriales; Herpotrichiellaceae
Exons: 3
Coding region: 1-1395 (464 amino acids)
Cellular component (GO): cytoplasm
Molecular function (GO): electron-transferring-flavoprotein dehydrogenase activity; flavin adenine dinucleotide binding
Source: RefSeq, a predicted model, not a curated record